AUGAAGUUACGCUCGAUAGCGGGGAUGUGCGUGUUUGUCUACUUGUGGAGAGAUCGAUGGCGACAGCGUAAUCAAUUGGUACCCAAGACUUGGCCAUAUUUCGGUAAUCUCUUCGAAAUGCGAACGAAUGCCGCACGACUUUAUGACUGGGUCUAUGAGUACAUGAGCAAAUCGCCCACCGGAACUGUUGAGGUUUCUAUUGGUACUCUGAGAGCUAUAAUGGUGGGUCGGCCUGACAUUGUAGAGCAUAUUUUGAAGACGAGGUUCAACAAUUACAUCAAGGCAAGAGCUAUGUCCCAUGAGAUUCUGGGAACUGGAAUCCUUAACGCUGAUGGUGACGUUUGGAAACAGCAUCGAAAGCUUGCCAGUUAUGAAUUCUCGUCGAUCAAACUCAGGGAGGUCAGCACGGAGGCCUACCGUGAGCUUGCCCUCCGUCUUCUAACAUUUUUGGACACGGUCGCUGACUCUCAUAAGCAAGUAGACAUACAGGACCUGUUUUUGCGCAUGACAAUGGACGGUAAAAUCGGUUUCGGUGUGGACCAGCACACUUUGAGUCCAGACUUACCAGAAGCUAAGUUUGCAAAUGCAUUUGAUAAACUCGCAGAGUUGUCCAUUCAACUCUCAAAUCGUAGUGUUUUGAAUAACGAUAAGCACGAUUUGUUGUCAAGAUUUUUGAGUAGUAAAGAUCAGAAUGGAGAACCGUUGUCUGAUAAGGUGUUACGGGAUGCUACCGUGAACUUUCUUCUCGCCGGAAGGGAUACAACUGCUCUUACUUUAGGUUGGUUCAUGUACUUGCUUUCCUGCAACCCUGAGGUUGCCCAGAAAGGAACUCGUAAUUUUUCGAACUUCGCAAAUUCUCUUACUUUCGACGCUCUUGGAAAACUCCAUUAUAUUCACGCUACUUUGAGCGAAAGUUUAAGACUGUAUCCACCUAUUCCUUGGGAUGGAAAGUUUGCGGUAGACGAUGACGUUCUACCUGACGGCACAAUCGUGAAAAGGGGCGAGGUAGUCGUAUACGUCCAAUAUGCCAUGGGCAGGAUGGAACUUCUCUGGGGUCCAGAUGCUUCGCAGUUUCGACCAGAGCGAUGGUUGAAAGACAAUGUCUAUCAACCUGAAUCGCCAUUUAAAUUUUCUGCUUUUCAGGCGGGCCCACGAAUUUGUCUGGGGAAAGACACUGCGUACUUACAGAUGAAGAUGACUGCGGCGUUGCUAAUUCGAUUUUUCCGAAUCCAGGUCGUGCCCAACCAAGAUGUAGCUUAUCGCGUGAGUUUAGUAUUGGCAAUCCGUGACGGGUUACAGGUCACCGUGCAGCGUAGGUAG
Molecule: messenger RNA, 1320 nt
Organism: Marchantia polymorpha subsp. ruderalis
Lineage: Eukaryota; Viridiplantae; Streptophyta; Marchantiopsida; Marchantiales; Marchantiaceae
Source: the annotation of a GenBank genome assembly